AUGAAAAACCACAACCUCACAGCAGUGACCGAGUUCAUCCUGCUGGGCAUCACAAAUCUCCCUGAGCUGCAGGCUCCACUGUUCCUCCUGUUCCUCAUCAUCUACCUGACCUCGCUGCUGGGUAACCUGGGCACGAUCAUCCUUACCCAGGUGGACCCCAGGCUGCAAACUCCCAUGUACUUUUUCCUCAGACACCUGGCUCUCACUGAUCUUGGCUAUUCCACAGCUGUGGGGCCCAAAAUGUUGGUAAAUUUUGUGGUGGAUCAAAAUACAAUCUCCUAUUAUGGUUGUGCUACACAGAUGGCUUGCUUAGGUGCUCUUGUGGGUACUGAGCUUUUUAUUCUGUCUGUGAUGUCCUAUGACCACUAUGUGGCCAUCUGUCGCCCUCUCCUCUACACUGUGGUCAUGACACCAAGGGUUUGUUGGAUACUAGUGGUGAUUCCCUGUCUCUACUGCAUAUUUGUGUCUCUUCUGCUCACCACAAAGAUUUUUACUUCGUCCUUUUGUGGCCACAAUGUUAUUAGUCAUUUCUUCUGUGACAGUCUCCCCUUGUUAUCAUUGCUCUGCUCAGAUACUUAUGACUUAGAGGUGAUACUUCUGCUUGCAUCAGCUUUUGACUUGAUUUUCUCUCUUCUGGUCAUCCUUGUAUCUUACCUGCUCAUCUUUAUAAUCAUUCUCAAGAUGAACUCUGCAAAGGGCAGGCGCAAGGCCUUCUCCACCUGCGGGUCCCACUUUACCGUGGUCACCGUGUUCUAUGGGACAUUGCUAUUUAUGUAUGUACAGCCCAAGUCUAGUCAGUCCACUGCCAACUAUAAAGUGGCUUCCAUACUGUAUACUCUGAUUAUUCCAAUGUUGAAUCCACUGAUCUACAGCUUGAGGAACAAAGAUGUAACAUAUGUUCUUCGAAGGACAUGGAAAAAGAUAGGCAUUAUUUUUGAAAGAUACAUACCAGAGGAGUCACAGAAAUGA
Heterocephalus glaber (naked mole-rat) is the source of this 969-nucleotide messenger RNA. RefSeq names its product olfactory receptor 8K3. Gene Ontology annotation, biological process: G protein-coupled receptor signaling pathway. Gene Ontology annotation, molecular function: olfactory receptor activity. Lineage: Eukaryota; Metazoa; Chordata; Mammalia; Rodentia; Bathyergidae. The record is from RefSeq and is a predicted model, not a curated record. Gene Ontology annotation, cellular component: membrane.